Molecule: messenger RNA, 860 nt
Organism: Zychaea mexicana
Lineage: Eukaryota; Fungi; Mucoromycota; Mucoromycetes; Mucorales; Lichtheimiaceae
Product: NUDIX domain-containing protein
Exons: 5
Biological process (GO): base-excision repair; mismatch repair
Cellular component (GO): nucleus
Molecular function (GO): 8-oxo-7,8-dihydroguanine DNA N-glycosylase activity; oxidized purine DNA binding; adenine/guanine mispair binding
Source: RefSeq, a predicted model, not a curated record
CAGCGCUGUCAAGUUGUUUUGGUAGGUCUUCGAUUUUUAUUAUCCAUAGCAGAUGCUAGACUUGAUUCUGUUACUUAUGCGGACAAAUACACUACAAGGAAAAUUGCUGCGAUAUUGGUAUUAAAGAAAAGGCCAGGCGAUUUUAACCAGGCGUUGAUGGAGCUAGGUGCAACUGUUUGCACUCCACAGAAUCCUCAAUGUGGAUCUUGUCCUUUACAAAGCAACUGUUAUGCUUUUACACAACGAGACGUCUAUUCACGAUUAAAAGCAGAGAAGUUCUGGGAACAAAAGAAGCGCAAACGGGAGGAAAUGGAACAUGAGUGCGCUCAUUGCCCUGAAAUACAAACAGUCUUGCGCGAAGACGAAGAUUAUGCUGUCACUAGAUAUCCUGCAAAGCCAGAAAAGAAGAAGCCUCGAAAUGAAGAAUGCGCAGUCUAUAUCAUCCAACUUGAUUCUAAGUUCUUGAUUUCCAAAAGGCCGGAUACGGGAUUAUUGGCAGGGCUAUGGGAAUUUCCAAGCUUAGAAUUGGGAAGUUUAACCACAACUUACAAUGAACGAGCAGUCAAGGCAAGCGACUAUCUAUGCGAACGUUAUGACCUGGACAUCACUGCAAAGGGAGCAGUAUCACAGAGACAGGAUCUUGGAAACGUUGUGCAUCUUUUUUCCCAUAUUCGCAAGGUGUAUCAUGUCGAAUGGAUCCAUGUUUCGGAGGGAACUGUUGUGGAUGACAAAGAACAAGUCAAGUGGGUCACCAGCGAUGAGUUGAAAACUUCACCUAUUCCUACAGGACUAAAAAAGGCUCUUUAACUGAAGGUUUAUCUUGUUUGAGUGUGAAAUUAAACGGGGAACCACUGUAUAUA